UUUUAGACGUCACUUGUCAACAUUGUCAAUAGUGUCAAAGUCAAAGUUUUGUCCUCUUUCAUUUCUAGUUUUGAAAAGAUGUCCACUCACAAGAAAAAGACUAGGAAGCUUCGUGGUCAUGUUUCCCACGGACAUGGUCGUAUUGGUAAGCACCGCAAGCAUCCCGGAGGUCGCGGUAAUGCUGGUGGUAUGCACCACCACAGGAUAAACUUUGACAAAUACCAUCCUGGUUAUUUUGGAAAGUUAGGUAUGAGAAAUUACCACGUAAGAAGGAACAGUAAAUGGUCUCCUGCCAUUAAUCUAGACAAACUGUGGACCCUUGUCAGUGAUCAGACGAGGCUGAAAUACAAAGACCAUCCUGAAGGCAAAGCUCCAGUGAUCGAUAUUGUGAAAGCUGGCUACUACAAACUUUUGGGCAAAGGCCGCCUUCCUGACCAACCUGUUAUUGUUAAAGCCAAGUUCUUCUCCAAAUCUGCGGAGGAUAAAAUCAAGGCUGUUGGAGGAGCUUGUGUUUUGUCAGCUUAGGUUAUAAAAUAAAUUUUUAAGAAAAGGUU
Molecule: messenger RNA, 554 nt
Organism: Anthonomus grandis grandis
Lineage: Eukaryota; Metazoa; Arthropoda; Insecta; Coleoptera; Curculionidae
Gene: RpL27A
Product: 60S ribosomal protein L27a
Exons: 5
Coding region: 79-525 (148 amino acids)
Biological process (GO): translation
Cellular component (GO): cytosolic large ribosomal subunit; ribosome
Molecular function (GO): structural constituent of ribosome
Source: RefSeq, a predicted model, not a curated record